ACCCCACGCAAGUAGAUUAAGGUGACCAGACGUCCAUAUUUACCCGGGACAGUCCCAGUUUUGAGCUUUGUGUCCCCUGUCCCAUCACAUUUAUCCAAAACCAAUGAUUUGUCCCAGUUUUAUACAAGAAAUGUCCCAGGUGUCCUUAUUUUCGACCAAGUUGAUCCCGACGAACAGUAAAGAGAGGCAUAAAUUGUCAUUUGUUUAGGUAAAAUACAGAAAAGCUGCUUAAAAAUGACUAAAACACCAAGAAAAUGUGAAUAUACUGACUAUUGUGAAAAUCUGGUCACUCUAUUCAGACCCCUUCAGACUUUGCAUUUAUUUUGUCCUAAUUGAGCUUCCGUAGUGUGUGUGUGUGUUUUUUUUUUUUAGGGGGGGUUCUUUAUACAGCGCGGUCUAUGGUUAUUUUAUGUGUGAUUGAAGGGUAAAAGGAGUGCGCCUACAAUGUCCACUUUCCGCUUCGGGCAGCACCUGAUUCGGACCUCGGUAGUGUUCCUGAAGACCGAGCUGUCCUUUGCUCUGGUGAAUCGCAAACCUGUGGUCCCCGGGCACGUCCUGGUGUGUCCCGUGCGGGUGGUGGAGCGGUUCGGAGACCUCAGACCGGAGGAAGUGUCGGAUCUGUUCUGCACCACGCAGAGAGUAGCGCGGCUCGUGGAGCGUCACUUCGCCGCUACUUCACUGACCAUCUGCGUCCAGGACGGGGCCGAGGCGGGACAGACCGUCAGGCACGUACACGUACACGUCCUGCCCCGGAGGAAGGGUGAUUUUGAGCGGAAUGACAGCGUUUACGACGAGCUUCAGAAACACGACGCGGAGGACGAGGACCCGGCCAAGUGGAGAAGCCCGGAGGAGAUGGACCGAGAGGCGGCAGAGCUCAGGGACAGACUGAAGGAGGGACGGUGAUCCAGUCAGAAAUGGACAAGCUACCUGUUUUUUUGUUUUUGUUUUGUUUUUUUCAUAAUAAGGACUUCACGCUCCAUACUAAUGAACAUGUGUGUCAAUAUUUAUUCUUAUUCGCCUUCAACACUGUGAACACCUUGAAAACUAAAAACUAAGACUGCUCUAAUAAUACAGAAUAAAAUUAAUUUAAUUUUUACCUCAAAA
Messenger RNA from Boleophthalmus pectinirostris (great blue-spotted mudskipper), 1104 nucleotides. RefSeq names its product fragile histidine triad diadenosine triphosphatase (gene fhit). Gene Ontology annotation, cellular component: plasma membrane; cytoplasm; nucleus. NCBI's taxonomy places the organism in Eukaryota, Metazoa, Chordata, Actinopteri, Gobiiformes, Gobiidae. Gene Ontology annotation, biological process: diadenosine triphosphate catabolic process; negative regulation of proteasomal ubiquitin-dependent protein catabolic process; purine nucleotide metabolic process. The transcript is spliced from 2 exons. The record is from RefSeq and is a predicted model, not a curated record. Gene Ontology annotation, molecular function: ubiquitin protein ligase binding; bis(5'-adenosyl)-triphosphatase activity. The coding region runs from base 445 to 903 and encodes 152 amino acids.